Molecule: messenger RNA, 2958 nt
Organism: Fraxinus pennsylvanica
Lineage: Eukaryota; Viridiplantae; Streptophyta; Magnoliopsida; Lamiales; Oleaceae
Source: the annotation of a GenBank genome assembly
AUGAAUAUAGUGUUUAGGGUUUUUCUUCUCCUUCUCACCAUCUUCUCUUCCAGCUAUCCCACUCUAUGUAUCUACGAAGACCAAGUCGGCCACAUGGACUGGCAUCAACAGUACAUAGGGAAAGUGAAGCACGCAGUGUUCCACACGCAGAAGGCGGCACGGAAGCGCGUUGUGGUCUCCACCGAGGAGAACGUUGUUGCUUCACUUGAUCUUCGUCGUGGCGAGAUUUUUUGGAGACAUGUUUUGGGGCCCAACGAUGUCAUUGAUGCAAUAGAUAUCGCGCUCGGGAAGUAUGUUAUUACCCUGUCAUCAGGAGGAACUAUCUUAAGAGCUUGGAACCUUCCUGAUGGCCAGAUGAUUUGGGAGUCAACACUUUCUGGCUCAACGCCCUCAAAGUUGUUAUUAUCAAUUCCAACAAAUUUAAAGAUUGGAAAGGACGAUGUGAUCUUUGUUUAUAGUAGUGGAUGUCUUAAUGCUGUCGCAAGCAUCGAUGGCGAGGUUAUCUGGAAGAACGAGUUAACAUCUGAAGGUGGCGAUGUUCAACAGUUAAUUUAUCCUGAGGGAACUGACAUAAUAUAUGCCAUAGGUUUAGUUGGUUUGGCUCAGUUUGAUGCUUAUCAAAUCAAUGUCAAGACCGGCGAGCUGCUGAAGCAUAGCAGCAUGGUAUUCCCUCCUGGUUUCUCUGGGGAUUUGUUAUUUAUAACAAGCAACAUAGCUGUGGGACUGGAUUCCACUGGAUCAAUUUUGGUUGCAGUACACUUCCAGGAUGGAGCAAUUAGCUUUCACCAGACACGCGUGUCAGAGCUUGGUUGGGAUUUUUCAGGGCCAGCAGUUAUGCUACCCACUAAACUUACAGGAAUGUUUGCUUUGGAGAUAAAUAAAUCUAUUGUCUUUAUUAAGGUGACAAAUGAAGGCAAGUUGGAGGUAUUGGACACACUUGGUCACUCAACUGCAGUUAGUGAGUCUCUGUAUCUUUCAGAAGGCCAACAAGCUUUUGGGCUAGUUCAGCAGGGAGAUGGCAAGAUAAUUCUAACAAUGAAGCUCGGUAAUGACUGGACAAACAAUUUACUUCAGGAAACCAUUCAGAUGGACUACCAAAGGGGAAUUGCGCAAAAGGUUUUCAUCAAUACUUAUGUCCGAACAGAUAGGUCUUACGGAUUCAGGGCCCUGAUUGUCAUGGAGGACCAUUCAUUAUUCUUGUUACAGCAAGGUGAGAUCGUCUGGAGUAGGGAAGACGGGCUAGCUUCUAUUACAGAUGUAAUGGUAUCAGAAUUACCAGUUGAAAAGGAUGGUGUAUCUGUCGCAAAAGUUGAGCACAACCUUUUUGAAUGGCUUAAGGGUCAUCUCCUGAAACUCAAAGGUACUCUUAUGAUAGCAACCCCUGAUGAUGUAGCAGCAAUCCAGAAAAUGAGGUUACAAAGCUCUGAGAAAAGCAAGAUGACCCGAGAUCACAAUGGGUUUCGAAAGCUACUUAUAGUACUUACUCGAGCAGGAAAACUUUUGGCACUGCACACAGGAGAUGGAAGGAUUGUGUGGUCUCUCUUAUUGGAUUCUCUUCGUAAAUCCGAAACAUGUCAAAAUCCUAGAGGGCUUAGUUUGCAUCAGUGGCAGGAUCCCCAUCAUCAUGUACUGGAUGAAAAUCCAUCAGUUCUUGUUGUUGGCAGAUGUGAUUACAGUACAGAUUCCCCUGGAGUUCUCUCCAUUGUUGACACAUACACAGGACAGGAGCGCAAUCAUAUGGGACCUACCCAUUCUAUUACACGUGUUAUUCCACUGCCUUUUACUGAUUCAGUGGAACAGCGUCUGCAUUUGCUGCUGGAUGUUAAUCGGCAAGCUCGCUUAUACCCCAGAAGUAAUGAGGCUCUUGAUAUUUUCCAGCGUGAAUUAGGAAAUAUAUAUUGGUAUUCGGCUGAUGUUGACGAAGGGAUUCUGAAGGGUCAUGCAGUGCAGAAUAAUUGUAUUCUCGAGAUUGCAGAUAGCUACUGUUUCAACACACGGGAUCUCUGGUCAAUUGUAUUACCAUCAGAAUCAGAAAAGAUAAUUGCAACUGCAACCAGAAACUCAAUUGAGGCUGUUCAUACCCAAGCAAAGGUGACGUCUGAUCAGGAAGUCAUGUAUAAAUAUAUAUCAAAAAACUUGCUCUUUUUGGCCACUGUUGCACCUAAAGCCGUUGGUCCCAUUGGUUCAGUCACCCCAGAGGAGUCAUGGCUAGUCGUUUAUGUAAUUGACACUGUGACUGGUCGUAUACUGCACCGCAUGACUCAUCACGGUUCACAAGGCCCUGUCCGAGCAGUCUUUAGCGAGAAUUGGGUUGUCUACCACUAUUUCAAUUUAAAGGCACAUCGAUACGAGAUGUCUGUCAUUGAGAUCUAUGAUCAAUCUCGUUUGGAGAACAAAGACAUUUUGAAGCUUCUUCUUGGGAAGCAUAAUCUGAGUUCACCUAUCACAGCCUACUCCCGCCCAGAAGUUAUCACCAAGUCGCAAUCUUAUUUUUUCACACAUUCCUUGAAAACACUAGCAGUAACAUCAACGGCUAAAGGAAUAACUUCCAAGCAACUCCUCCUUGGCACAAUUGGAGACCAGGUUUUAGCACUUGACAAGCGCUUUUUAGAUCCCCGGAGAACAAUCAACCCCACGCAAGCUGAGAAAGAGGAAGGAAUAAUCCCGCUUACUGAUUCAUUGCCAAUUAUUCCACAGUCAUAUGUAACCCAUGCUCUUAAAGUGGAAGGCCUUAGAGGCAUCACUACUGUACCUGCUAAGCUGGAGUCAACCACCCUUGUUUUUGCCUAUGGAGUGGAUCUGUUUUUCAUCCGGCUUGCACCUUCGAGGACUUAUGACUCUCUUACAGAGGAUUUCAGUUAUGCUUUGCUUCUCAUCACGAUUGUUGUCCUCGUCAUAGCAAUUUUUGUGACAUGGGUUUGGUCGGAAAAGAAGGAGCUGCAGGAGAAAUGGAGGUGA